Molecule: messenger RNA, 1437 nt
Organism: Dictyostelium purpureum
Lineage: Eukaryota; Evosea; Eumycetozoa; Dictyosteliales; Dictyosteliaceae
Exons: 2
Coding region: 1-1437 (478 amino acids)
Source: RefSeq, a predicted model, not a curated record
AUGGAAGGAACAUUACCAGUAUUUGAUAAUUAUUGUUUUUAUGUACAUCGUUUAAAAACAAGAUCCAAAUUAAAUUAUAAAGCAAAAUUAGUAGAGAUUGCAAAAGAAUUACAAAACCCAUUUAUUAUUAGUUUAGGAAAGGAUAUUAGUGAUUGUUCAGAUAAAAUCGACGACUAUUUCUUUUCAACUAAAGCAAGAGAUUUAUUAAAUUUGGAUACAAAUGAAUUAAUACAAGCAGUCGAGGGUUAUAUGGGAUGUUUAGGUGGAAUUAUAGGUUCAAAAGUUUAUAUACCAACCGUUUCAGAAAAUGAUAUUAAUAAUCAAUUAGAAAAUGUAGAAUUAAAUGAAGAGGGUCAAGAAUGUAAUAAUAAAAAUAAAGGUAGUGAUAUCAUAAGAAAGAAUUUAAGAUUUAGUUGGACAACAGUGUUUGGUACAGAUAGAUCCAUUACAUCAAGUGAUGCAAUUGUCGAAUAUGCAAGUAUAUUAUUUAAUCUUGGUAUUUGGUAUCUUGGUUACUCUGAUUUUAUUGUUUCAAAUCGUUCUUCCCCAACUGAGGGUUUAGUAGAAACAGAUAGACAAGUCGUAUAUGAUUUCUUAUUAAAGGGUGCUGGCAUAUUUGACUAUAUUCGUACUAAAUUAAGACCAUUUUUAUCAUCCUCAUCAUCAAAGAGUAAACAAAGUGAAGAAAAAACAGCAGGAAGUGCUGAUGAAGAUGGUGAUCAACAACAAGAAAGAACAGAUACUAUCAAUGAAGGAAGUGAUAAAGCAUCAACUGAUUUUAGUGAUGUUAUGUUAAAGGUUUUAUAUUUACAAUGCAUUGGUCAAGCUCAAGAGCUUACCAUUGGUCGUGCAUACAAAAAGAAUACCAUCCAACCAAUCGUAAAAUUAUCAGUAGAAAUUGUAAACAUGUAUAAGGAAGCAAAAGAUUUAUUAAUCUCUCAUUUUAGUGAAGAUAAACUUGCAGAAAAUCGUGUAGAGAAAUUUGUAAAUUUUUUCAUGUAUAAAAUCUCACUUUAUCAAGCAUUAGCUCUUAACCAACAGGCAUUCCAACAAAAUGCAGCACAUAAAUAUGGUGAAUCGAUUGCAACCGCUAAAAAGGCUCAACAUCAAUUAAAACAAACCUUAUUCCUCAUCAGACCAUGUGUUUCAAUUACAUUACCACAAACAUCACUUCAAAGACCAACCAAUCAAUUAUCACCAAUUGUUGAUGCAACUUUAGCUCGUUUAGAAAGAGAAAACACUAUUAUAGGUUAUGAAGUUGUACCAUCUAUUGAUGAAGUUUCAGAACUCCCACAAGAAGGUACCAGACUUGCAAAAUCUCGUCCAUUAAAUAUACCAAAUGUUCAUAACUCUUGGUCCAAUAUUGAUAUACCCUCAGUUUUUAAUAAAGAUAAAAUAUUACAAGAAAGUGAUUUACCAUCAGUUAUUGUAAAAUAA